GAGGGAGCCUGCCGAUCUAACUCUUCUGACUGGCUCCUUGACCGCACUUUAUUGGCCCCCAAGCUUGUCCAACCCUCUUGUAAUCCCCCCGUGAGCUCGGCAACCCCGGGCCUCGUACACUAAGAGUUCGCCUCAUGGUCUUGCGAAAACGAGCUCCGCCACGCCUCCACAGCCUUCCUCAAGGGAAUGACCGUACUGGAUCCCGCUUCACCAACUCCAAACUCUCCCCGACUUCCAAAUCCCUCUCAUCCUCGUCGCCAAAACGCCUGACUCGCCCGCGACGGGCUCAAAGCUCUCCUCAACCUCAUCGGGUUGUUUCUCAGGAAUCGGUCUUUUCUCCCGAUCUCAAUACCUCACCAGCCUUUGACCUCAUGCCGUUGGAACAGGCGCAGAGGUCGCCAAUCCGGAAUUCGGCCGGGGACGGGUCGAAUCCGUGGGCGGACGAGCUCACAGCGCGGUUCGGUUUGGAUCACCAGGAUUCGGUGGCAUCUCCUCGGCAAACAGCUAGUAGUCCUUCACAGGGUAUGGGGAUGGUGAACGGAAACGUAUCAGACCAAGUUCCAUCUACCUCUUUUCCUGGUGUUCAAGAGAGAGGUGCUGCGGAAUGGCGACCCGACAGGGAGUACACGGGUCAAUCACCGGUGCAGCUACAGUCGAACAACCCUUUUCUGAAACCGAGGUCGCCGGAACCAAAUCCAUGGCAAGAUCGCAAUUCUCACACCUCAUAUGGGGAGUCGUCCCAAUUUCACGACGGUGCUAGUGGACAUCUCGGACAAGACGAGGGAUAUAUCCCGAUGACAGCGCGCUUAUCGCUCUUUGAUCAGCCCGAGGAAGAGACUCCCUGGGUUGGUGAAGAGUCCACUGCGAUGCAACCCCCCGCGUCUUCGCAAACGUACGGAUACCACGACCAGAGUCAAUUAUAUGCUGGCCAAGAAACUGGCAUACAUUAUGGAACAUCGAAUGUGCCAGGUGCACCGUAUACUAGUCAACAAACGUAUCUCCAGCCAACCCCACAGCUACAUGACGAGGGCAGGGAAUCCCCGGCGAGGAGUAUGAGUACUCCGGCGACUAUAUCCAGCAAUACCACCGGCUCUUCUCACGUCUUGAUUGAACUGGAUGAAGCCCCUAUUCCGCCACCUAAAACAGAUGCCCCAAACAAAGCGCCUCAAAGCUACAACCUUAACUCGCCAGAGGGCCCACAGGAAGAAAUCUUGCGAGAGAAGCCUGGCAACGCUCCCCCCUUACCCGAUCGCUCGAAAGGCCCUGGUGCCGUCUAUACUCAUUCAGCAUUCAGUGGACCAAUGUCAGAAGCGGAAGCGAAGCGACAGCAAGAACAGCGGUCGGAGACCUACUCGAUCAGACACGUCAACUGGGCCGAUAGCACCGGCAAGUUACGCGAGUCGCCUAUCCUGGUACAGAAUAAAAAUGGACCGUGUCCUCUUCUGGCACUGGUCAAUGCUCUUGUGCUACGCUCUACAAUCCACGACUCACAACCGCCGAUUGUGAGAGCUUUGCAGACUCGCGAACAAAUCUCGUUAGGGUUGCUGAUUGAGGCACUCUUUGAUGAAUUGACCACACGGCUGGGGCCCGAUGACGAGUUUCCCGAUAUCGAAGCUCUUAGUCGGUUUCUGACUAUGCUGCAUACCGGCAUGAAUGUCAAUCCGCGACUCACUUUGGAAUCUAAUGAUGCGCUGGGUACUUUCCUUGAAACCGAAGAUAUCCGUCUCUAUGGAACAUUCGGAGUCCCCUUAGUUCACGGAUGGCUUGCAGCCCCGUCUACAGAGGCUGAUGCAGCAUUGGCCCGCGUGGGUCAGUAUCACGAAGAUAUUCAGUUGCUUCCUUUCCGGAAGCAAGAUCUGGAAGACCGCGUUAUGCGAGGCAACGCAUUGACGCCGGAGGAAGAACUCGUCAUGAGUGAUAUCCAGACUAUUCAAAAGUUCACGGAGUUCGAGAACGCGACUCAACUGAGCACUUUCGGCUUGAAGCAUCUAGCAACGACGUUGCAGCCCGGAUCAUUCUCGAUCCUAUUCCGCAACGAUCAUUUCUCGACGCUGUACAAACAUCCCCGACUCGAUCAGCUCUUUACGCUAGUUACCGAUGCUGGUUAUUCCAGCCACGCUGAGGUUGUAUGGGAGAGUCUUGUCGACGUCAAUGGUUCAGAAGCUGGUUUCUUUUCCGGAGACUUUCGCCCUGUCAGCCAUGACGCUCCUCCCCCUUCUGACCCAUCGGGCCCAAGAACAUCGAGCAAUACCGGCCUUCCUCCCGAGCCACAGGAACAGCGUAGCAGCACCAUGACUCCCCAGGAACAGGCCGAUGCAGACUACGCCUACGCGCUCGCUCUCCAGUACCAAGAAGAAGAGCAACGAGCCAAUGCCACGACCAAUAGAGAUUCGACCAACAGAAACCCUUCCCAGCGAGCUUCAGUCUCCCACCCGCCAUCAUCGGGGCUAGCACCCGGGGCAGCAUACACUCGCAACCGUUCAUCAAGUGCUGUAAACCCCAGCAGUGCUUCAUACGCCACAGUUGCGUCUGAAAACCGCUCCUCAAGGCAAAGUCAGCGUCCUGCCCGGUACUCCCAGUCCAACAUACCUACCAUCCGGCCGACGGAUGACGACGAUGUUCCCCCGCCUUCAUAUGAGCAGGCAGCGAGAAGUCCAGUAUACCCGUCGCCCCAGCGGAGCCCCAACUUCACAGACUCCUCUAAUGCGUCUCCGUACCAAAGAACCCAACAGGGGAGACGACCUCCAGGUGUGCCUCUCACCACCGGACCCUCGGAACGCACAAGAGACCGACCCAAAGACUGCAUCGUGAUGUGAGCUUGCAUUGCAAGACUAGACAGUCUGCCCGUACUUUCGGGUCCCCAACGAUGUACAUGACUUUAUGUAUUUUAUGUAACCGCCUUGCAACCAGGCGGGGUUUAAUGUCUAUCAUGCCCUACUACGACCACAAUCAUUAACGAGCGCGAUAUGAGGCCACUAUGGCCAUCGGGAUUUAUCUGGUAUUGGGUGUCUUUCUAUUCCGGUAGAUAUAUAUCUGAGCAAAUGGUAUUCAUUAUUAUGAAUAAUACAUAGCGUUUCCAUACAGGACAUAGGGAAUUCACUCUUUUAUUUUCAGCCUAUGUGGAUAUUCAAUUUCCAUAUCAAAGCCCGUAAAUCCCUCAUAUCCUCGGUUUGUUCCAAGAUUAAAUGUUUAUAAACCUCUAGUACUAGCUCAUUGCAAACGCCUCGUCAAUAGAAAAGCUACUAUCAGAAUGUGAUAUGUAUGGAUCCACACAUGGUUAAAGACUUC
This is a messenger RNA of Aspergillus welwitschiae, 3288 nucleotides long. RefSeq lists its product as uncharacterized. Lineage: Eukaryota; Fungi; Ascomycota; Eurotiomycetes; Eurotiales; Aspergillaceae. The transcript is spliced from 3 exons. Gene Ontology annotation, molecular function: cysteine-type deubiquitinase activity; cysteine-type carboxypeptidase activity; K48-linked deubiquitinase activity. The coding region runs from base 135 to 2816 and encodes 893 amino acids. Gene Ontology annotation, cellular component: cell periphery; cytosol. Gene Ontology annotation, biological process: protein K48-linked deubiquitination. The record is from RefSeq and is a predicted model, not a curated record.